This is a messenger RNA of Symsagittifera roscoffensis, 1081 nucleotides long. RefSeq names its product peptidyl-prolyl cis-trans isomerase H-like. The transcript has a single exon. Gene Ontology annotation, biological process: protein peptidyl-prolyl isomerization; protein folding. Gene Ontology annotation, molecular function: peptidyl-prolyl cis-trans isomerase activity. The coding region runs from base 10 to 555 and encodes 181 amino acids. NCBI's taxonomy places the organism in Eukaryota, Metazoa, Xenacoelomorpha, Acoela, Convolutidae. Gene Ontology annotation, cellular component: intracellular membrane-bounded organelle. The record is from RefSeq and is a predicted model, not a curated record.
UCAGGUAAAAUGACGUGGCAUAAUUUCAACGUGAGAGAUCCAAACAACCCUAUCGUGUUUAUGGAUAUCAAAAUUGGUGGCAAUGAUGUGGGACGACUGAAGAUGGAACUAUUUGCAGACUUGGUUCCCAAAACAGCCGAGAACUUCCGCCAGUUAUGCACGGGGGAGUACAGAAAAGACGGACUCCCCAGGGGCUACAAGGGUUCAGUGUUUCACAGGGUUAUCAAAGACUUCAUGGUUCAAGGUGGUGACUUCGUGAAAGGCGACGGCACUGGCCUUGAAAGUAUUUAUGGACUAUCGUUUGCAGAUGAAAAUCUAGGAGCUGCGAAGCAUGAAGGCCCAGGCAUACUAUCAAUGGCUAAUAGUGGACCACAUUCGAACGGUUGUCAGUUUUUCAUCACAUGCACAAAAUGUGAAUUCCUAGAUGGAAAACACGUCGUGUUUGGAAAAGUCCUAGAUGGUCUUUUAGUUGUGAGAAAAAUUGAAAACGUGCCUACUGGACCUAAUAACAAACCGAAACUUCCGAUCGAAAUAGCUCAAUGUGGUGAACUCUGAUAUAGAAUGUUUGACAUUAUCAGAGUAUAAUCGGAAUUCAAAGUGCGGUGCACUAGCUUGAAGAAGAGUUUCCGGCGAGAUGCGAAACUGGGUUGAAAAUGGAAUUUAUUGAAACAAUUAUUUGUUUGCGUUGCUUUUGUUUUAAACGUUUUCUAACUUGACCCUAACUUGACGUGCAAUGCAUUUUCAGCAUUAUAAUUUUUAUCAUCUCUUUUCACCAUUUAUUAUUUCUUCUUGAAUAGUUUUUUUUCUUCCUUUAUCGCGGUGUGCUUAAAUAGAGUGUUGAGGGAAUUCAGCUUCAUAAUUUUGAUAUUUAAUUGGGCGCAGAUUUUCAUUGCUCUGAGAAUUUUUAUUGGGAGGUGCAAAAGUAUCCAAAUUUCAGCUAUUCAUUUCAAGGCUACAAAAAAUUCUCUCAAGAAGUUUAAAUUAUGAACAUGUAGCGUUCUUGUCACUGUACUUCACUUUGCGAUGCUGUCAAGAAUUGUGGGUUCCAAUUUUCUUUAAAGAAUUAAAGUAUUGUUCCGAC